AUGGUGGUUCUGAAUCCCAACAACUGGCACUGGGUCGACAAAAAUACGCUGCCCUGGACGGAAAGGUACAUGCAGGAGCUUGCAGCAUCGAUGGAAGCUGUGUGCAGCCCCAGCGGCUCCCACAAAGUGCAGAUCGUGAAGCUGGAAUCGGUUUCCGGGGACUCGCACGUUUCGCAGCGCAAAGGCAAAGUCAUCUGCUAUUUCGACCUGAACGUGCAGUUCACUGCGCAGGUCGUGGAGGCAGACUCCGACACGUCUGUGUGCGAGGGCAAAAUCAUGGUUCCCGAGCUGGUGCAUGAUGAGUCAGGCUUUGAGAUUCGUCCCGAGGGCUUCAGCGACCACUACCAGAUGGUCAAAGACCAUUUCGUGCCCAGCUUGCGAGCCACGCUUUGCCAGUACCAGGUUGACCUCAUCGCGCAGCACUCGAAGGAUGUUCAGCAGUCGUGA
Molecule: messenger RNA, 447 nt
Organism: Lachancea dasiensis
Lineage: Eukaryota; Fungi; Ascomycota; Saccharomycetes; Saccharomycetales; Saccharomycetaceae
Source: the annotation of a GenBank genome assembly